Molecule: messenger RNA, 1812 nt
Organism: Abrus precatorius (Indian licorice)
Lineage: Eukaryota; Viridiplantae; Streptophyta; Magnoliopsida; Fabales; Fabaceae
Product: extensin-1-like
Exons: 1
Coding region: 234-1616 (460 amino acids)
Molecular function (GO): protein binding
Source: RefSeq, a predicted model, not a curated record
AGCUGCAUUGAAAUUACAAAAACAUGGAGCAGCCUCAGCCCCAACUCGCAACUGUACUAUAAUACUAUCUCCACCUCAUCAAAUUCCGAAACAAGAAUAAAAAGAAAAAGAAAAAGGCUGAUGAAGUCACAAAAGUCUCCUACGAUCAUGUCGCUCUAGUCUCUCCCACAGAGAAACCAUACCAUAAUGGAAGAUUAACAAAGACCGCACGGGAAGUGGCGCAGAAAACACAAAUGGAAAACUAUUCAUACCAAUCAUACCCAGACUCAGGCGAGUCCUCUCCACGCUCUAGAGAGAUCGACUUCGAAAACCCUCCACCAUGGGACGAUCAAAACUACAAAGCAAAGUUCAUGUGCAGCUACGGCGGAAAGAUCCAACCACGCUCCCACGACAACCAACUCUCCUACGUCGCCGGCGAAACCAAAAUUCUCGCCGUCGAUCGCAACAUCAAGUUCGCCACCAUGCUCUCCAAACUCGCCGCUCUCUGCGACGCCACUCCCCAAGACCUCACCUUCAAGUACCAGCUCCCUGGUGAAGACCUCGACGCUCUCAUCUCCGUCACCAACGACGACGACCUUGACCACAUGAUGCACGAGUACGAUCGUCUCUACCGCGCUUCCGCUAGACCCGCCCGCAUGCGAUUAUUUCUCUUUCUCAACGAUGCUCUCUCUUCUCCUCCAUCUUCUGCCACACCCGACCCGGUUAAACCCAACAACGUCGAUUUUCUCUUUGGUUUAGACAAGAGCGUCGCCGCGGCUGCUCCGCCGCCUCAGCCUCCGCCGCAGGCUGUCAAAUUUCAUGAUCCGGUGCCGGAAACCGUGCCGCCGCUGCCGGAGUACCAGUCACGGGUGAACCCUGCUGAUCGGGUCACGGGUUCGGAUCCGAACGUGAACCACCCUCUCGAGAUUCAGAGGCAGUUGCAGCAGGAGUUGCAGCGGUUGCAACUUGCGGAAAACGAGCAAGUUGCGUAUCGGAGGAAGAGUGAAAACGGUGUCGUCGGAAAUUAUCCCGCUGGAGAUUAUUACGUUCAGAAGAUGCCUGAGAAAUUUCCCCCGUCGAGUUUUCCGGCCAGCGCGCCGCCACCGUAUUGGCCUGAAAAGCAUGUUUCCGGCGAGGGUUAUCCGCCGGCGGUGUCGGCUGCUUCCGGAGGAGGGGAGCCGCCGGUUUACAUGAUUCCUGCGCCGGGAACGUUCUAUCAUGCGCCGGUGGUGCGUCCCGCGGCCACUCAGGGGUAUUACACGGUGCAACGAAUGCCUUCUGAUGCUUACCGUGAAGCGCCGAUGUACGGUGGCGUGCCACCCCCUAAAGCGCCGUUUUCGUCGGCCGUUCCGGCGAGCUUUGCACCGGCGCAGCCGGUUAAGGCUCCCGCGUAUACAGAAGGGUUCAGUGUGGUUCGGUCAGCUGGGAUACCGGAUAAUACAUCCUCUCCAUAUGCGCAGGUGGCGUACGAUAGUGCAACUGGGAGACAGGUUUACUAUACUGCGCCGGGCGGCGUAGUGCACGCUCCGCCGUACCAAGGGGUUGUUCAGCCCGUCACCGCGGAUAUGAGACCCGCUGGGGUGCCGUUGGGUCAGGAUGGUAAAGGCAUAAGCAAGGUUACUCAAGGUUCAGUGUGAUUAAGAUUAUUGUUAUGUUAAUUUUAAAUUAUUACGCCCAAUAUGCUUUAUUUUCCGAUGUUCCUAAUCCUAUUUAUAUAAUAGGAAUAUUGUUAGCUCUUGGUCUUUCACUUGCUGUUGUUGUACACAAAGUCGAUUAUGGUUAUACUGUGGUUAUGUGUAGAUCCCUCUCUAUGCUAAUGCAACUUAUAACUUG